This is a messenger RNA of Cladophialophora yegresii CBS 114405, 3273 nucleotides long. RefSeq names its product ATP-binding cassette, subfamily G (WHITE), member 2. Gene Ontology annotation, cellular component: membrane. The transcript is spliced from 2 exons. NCBI's taxonomy places the organism in Eukaryota, Fungi, Ascomycota, Eurotiomycetes, Chaetothyriales, Herpotrichiellaceae. Gene Ontology annotation, molecular function: ATP hydrolysis activity; ATP binding; ABC-type transporter activity. Bases 1 to 3273 code for a protein of 1090 amino acids. The record is from RefSeq and is a predicted model, not a curated record.
AUGUACCUCAAUGCCCUUGUGGCGGCCCUCGUGCUUGUCUCCCCAAUAUGGGUGAGUGCAGCUUACCGCAACGACACAUCUGCGGCCUUGAUGCAAGAUCCUUUCCUUGAGCUAGUUGACGGGUGUCCUCCCUGCCCUCGAUGCUUCGAUUGCCACUACGAGGAGUUCAAGUGCCUACAGUUCGCCAGCUGCGGGAGUGUCAAUGGGAAAUGUGUCUGCCCUCCCGGGUUUGGUGGCGACGACUGCGCAGAGCCUUUAUGCGGUUCCUUGGCAGAUGGCAAGAAUCGGUCACCACGGAAGGGCGAUAAGUGUGACUGCAAGGAUGGCUGGGAAGGGAUCAACUGCAAUGUGUGUACCUCGGACCAAGCUUGCAAUGCUCUGAUGCCUUCGGGUGAAGGCGGCGUGUGCUACAAGAAGGGUGUCCUUGUUCAAGAGAACUUCCAGAUGUGCAACGUUACCAAUAAGGCCAUUCUGGACCAGAUCGACCCUAGGAUACCCCAGGUCACCUUUUCCUGCAAUGCCGAGGAAGCCACCUGCAAUUUUCAGUUCUGGGUCGAUCAGAAGGAAUCAUUCUAUUGCGCACUCGACAAUUGUACGUCCAGCUAUCAGGAUACCAAUGCUCGCAACACCACGAAAUACACUUGCCAGAACAUCAAAUGCUCAUGCAUCGCGGAUCGGUUUCUUUGUGGCGAGGAUGGUUCCGUCAACAUCGACGAGUUUCUCGAGGAAGAGAUCAAGGGACCUGCCUCAUUCUAUACCCAGCACACCUAUGGUGGGAGCGCUAAAGAUGGGAGCAGAUUCGAAGAGCCUGCGAUGAACAACCUAAUUUCCAUGAUCUUUGGCGACGAGUACAUUUCCUUACAAUGCAGAUCAGGGGAAUGCUUGUAUGAGACUGAUGUGCCUGGAUUCACAAGACCCAUUAAAGAGAUUAACACCCCUUUGAUCGCUGGCGUUAUUGCAGGGUGCGCCUUGUUCGUGGUUGCUAUCACGCUCGUAGCAUGGUACCUGUCCCAUAGGCGAGCCCUCAGACGAUGGGGAGCUAUCCGACUUGGCGAAGGCACGGAAGAUGAUGCUGCAGCAUCAAUGAUCAACCAUACUCCUAUGGCUUUGCAGUUCGAAAACGUGUCCUACGGCCUCAAAGGGAAAGAAAUUCUCUCUGGCAUAUCCGGAAUCGCUCAUCCCGGCCAAAUCACUGCCAUCAUGGGUGCUUCAGGUGCUGGUAAAUCCACAUUCCUUGACAUCCUGGCUCGCAAGAACAAGCGCGGGGCAGUCGUGGGCAGCAUGUACGUCAACGGCGAGAAGAUUCUGGACGCAGAGUAUCGAAAUGUCAUUGGUUACGUGGACCAAGAAGACACUCUGCUGCCGACUUUGACAGUUCACGAAACCAUCUUGACGAGUGCGCUCUUGAGAUUGCCUGCAGAUAUGGGUAUUUCAGUCAAGGAACAACGAGUCAUCGAGGUCAUGCAGCAACUCGGGAUCUACCAUAUCAAGGAUCAAAUAAUCGGGUCAGCAGAAGGGAACGGUCGAGGCGUCUCUGGCGGCGAGAAGCGAAGAGUGGGCAUCGCCUGUGAGCUCGUCACGAGCCCGAGCAUUCUGUUCUUGGACGAACCGACCAGCGGUCUGGAUGCCUUCAAUGCCUUCAACGUCGUGGAGUGCUUGGUCACUCUGGCUAAGACGUACAACCGAACCGUAAUCUUCACAAUACAUCAACCCCGCUCGAACAUCGUCGCACUGUUCGACCAGUUGAUCCUCCUCGCCAAAGGCAAGACCGUCUACUCUGGGCCUUUCUCGAGCUGUCAGUCAUAUUUCGAUCACAUCGGAUACUCUUGUCCGCCGGGGUUCAACAUCGCAGACUACCUUGUGGAUCUGACAAUGCAUGCUAGUCUCCCGCGUUCUCCAGUAUUUGAAGAUGUGCCGAGAGAUUUGUUGGAUCGAGAUGGCCCGGGAACCGAGUCAAGUAGCACCAGAGCCGUCAAGUCAAUUGCCAGCGUGUCAAAUGUCAGCGUUGAAAGUCCUCGGGAACCAUCACUACGGAUAAAGCCGAAACGUCGUAUUUCCUUGAAACAGAAGCAGGACCGUCAAUUGUUCACUCGGAAGAAAGCUACUGGAAAUGAGACUCCACCGACACCCAAGACCGAUGAUGAAGACACGAUAAUUGGCAAAGCAACAGGCAGCAUGCGAAGCUGGUUGCAGAUGUCAAGGAGAGACGGGUCGAAUCCGCCCCCACUGCUGGAAGAUCCCGAUGACCUACCACCAGACGCCAACACGGAUCUCGACAUACUAGUCACGAAUUUCAAGAACUCCGACGUGGCCCAGACGAUUCACGACGAGAUUGCCUCGUCAAUACAAGCCGCGUCAGCCGCAAACGGCCAUAGUAGUGGAGGUGCAGUUGUUGAGCCGGUCACAGGCUCCAUCAAAGGUUUUCGGCGCGUGAGCCUCCCGCGCCAGUUUUUGAUUCUCUCCAAGCGGACAUGGCGGAAUCUAUAUCGAAACCCGAUCCUGAUGUUGACUCACUAUGCUGUUGCCAUCCUGCUAGCAGUGUUGUCAGGCUGGUUAUUCUACGGUAUCACCGACGACAUUGGAGGCUUCCAGAACCGACUUGGUCUCUUUUUCUUCCUGCUGGCACUAUUUGGCUUCAGUGCUUUGACCAGCCUAAACGUGUUCAGCGCGGAGCGGCUGAUAUUCGUCCGGGAACGAGCUAACGGAUACUACCAUCCUCUCACAUACUACGCUGCGAAGCUCCUGUUCGACAUUGUUCCGCUCAGGUUGAUCCCGCCGAUCAUAAUGGGUAUGAUCCUCUAUCCGAUGUGUGGGCUGUUGCCAAAGUGGGGCGUCUUCUUUACUUUUAUACUCGUGCUGGUCUUGUUCAAUUUGGCCGCAGCGGCCAUCUGCUUGACGAUAGGCAUUGUGUUCAAAGACGGGGCUGUGGCCAAUUUGAUUGGUAGUUUGGUAAUGCUGUUCAGCUUGUUGUUUGCUGGCCUGCUUCUCAAUCUCAAUCACGACACCGUCCAGCAAGCGGCUCAGUGGCUGCAAAUGUUGUCCAUCUUCCACUAUGGCUACGAAGCCCUUAUCGUCAACGAGGUUGCCAAGCUACGUCUCAAGGACCACCGGUAUGGCCUUGACAUAGAAGUUCCUGGAGCCAGUAUCUUGAGCGCCUUCGGGUUCGACAAUCUGGCAUUGUGGAAGGAUGUCAUCGGCCUGGGAGUCUUUGCCGGGGCCUUCAUCAUCAUUGCCUAUAUUGCGAUGCAUUUCUUGCUUGUUGAAAAGAGAUAG